Patella vulgata (common limpet) is the source of this 204-nucleotide messenger RNA. RefSeq lists its product as uncharacterized. The annotation marks the transcript as partial. Lineage: Eukaryota; Metazoa; Mollusca; Gastropoda; Patellidae. The transcript has 3 exons. The record is from RefSeq and is a predicted model, not a curated record.
GUAUUGAUUUGCCUGAGGUUUUUGGCAACGGGUGCUUUCCAUUUAUUGGUUGCGGACACUCUGAGAGUGUCCCGCCCCACAACCUUCCGAUUACUUGGCUGUGUAGACGGAACUCAAAUUAAAAUUGCCACACCUAAUGAAAAUGAAAACGAUUUUGUAAACAGAAAAGGAGUGCAUGCCCUCGGACCGGGGAUUUAUCUCUGA